Molecule: messenger RNA, 1032 nt
Organism: Penicillium atrosanguineum
Lineage: Eukaryota; Fungi; Ascomycota; Eurotiomycetes; Eurotiales; Aspergillaceae
Product: MFS monocarboxylate
Exons: 6
Coding region: 1-1032 (343 amino acids)
Source: RefSeq, a predicted model, not a curated record
AUGUCGGACGUCUCACCGAGAAAGACAGGUUACGAGCAUGAUAACUUGCGUCAUGUAGUCAUCACAUCAACUUGCUUUGCCUUCAUCUUGUCUACAACUGCAGUCGGCUUCCGAAUUAUUUCUCGAAAGCUCAACGGACAGGGUCUCUUUUUGGAUGAUUAUCUGAUAAUCUCGGCGCUGCUUUUUGAGUAUGGAAUCACGAUUGCUGGGAUUGUCUUACUCUACAAUGGACUCGGAACGCACAUUGUCUACGUGAAGCCUGAUCAGCUCACAGUUUAUCUAAAGACACUAUUCACUGGCUCCAUCCUUUACACAUGCUGCAUCGCCUCAGUCAAAUUAUCCAUUCUCACGCUCUACCGUCGAAUCUUCCCGACCAAGUGGAUGAAAAUGAGUGCCAACAUUGUGGGCAUGGUCGUUAUACUAUGGGCUGCUUGUGGUAUUCUCGCCGGCGCAUUUACAUGCAUCCCGACAGAAAAGCUGUGGAAUCCUCAGAUACCCGGCGGAUGCAUGAAUCUCUCUAAGUUCUAUUAUGGCCUUCAGAUUCCCAACAUCGCGACUGACGCGAUCAUUCUGUUCAUGCCUAUGCAUGUUGUCUGGGCCCUACCUAUCUCCAAUAAUCAGAAAGUUGGACUUUCGGGAAUCUUCAUUCUUGGCUUCCUAACCUUGGUCUUCGAUAUCGUUCGCCUCGUCGCUCUCAUAGAUCUGUCUACCGCUGGAGAUGAUAUUACCUAUACCCAGGUUAACUCAAGCGUCUGGACCUGCAUCGAACCCGCCGUAGGUAUCGUCGCAGCCUGCCUGUCGAAUAUGCGUCCCCUGUUCAAGAUCGUGCACACGAAGAUGUGGUCGCGCACUGGUUCUUCCAGAAACACCAGCCAGCAGGACACCCUGCACUCGAACGACGGAAAGGCAUGGCCACGCAACACUCCAAGCCCUACCAAUACCAACAACACCACCUUCGACGGCACGACUCACACCGAGUCUUCCGAUCAGUUCCCUCUUCACCGCCUUUCCCAGAACGACAGUACCAAUUGA